Molecule: messenger RNA, 153 nt
Organism: Dictyostelium discoideum AX4
Lineage: Eukaryota; Evosea; Eumycetozoa; Dictyosteliales; Dictyosteliaceae
Exons: 2
Coding region: 1-153 (50 amino acids)
Source: RefSeq, a predicted model, not a curated record
AUGAAUUCACCAAAACCAAAUCAAUAUAUACCACUCUCAACUAGUAAUUUGUGUUCAAAUAACCUUUUUCGUAUUAAAUUUUUAACAGAUAAUUUUUUAAAAAUUAUAGCCCAAAAUUCAUCAUAUACUUCAGUCAAAUAUUUCAGAAUGUAG